This is a messenger RNA of Impatiens glandulifera, 1056 nucleotides long. RefSeq lists its product as uncharacterized. The record is from RefSeq and is a predicted model, not a curated record. NCBI's taxonomy places the organism in Eukaryota, Viridiplantae, Streptophyta, Magnoliopsida, Ericales, Balsaminaceae. Bases 1 to 1056 code for a protein of 351 amino acids. The transcript has a single exon.
AUGGAAGAAACAAUGACCCGGCUGGAAUCAGAGACUGAUCAGGAAAAUGAAACUCCCCACCCCUCUCGGUCAAAUCUUCGUGAUGAAGAAAGAUCGGAGCCUGACGCCGGCCAAUCUUCAAGAAAGGAAGUCAGCGCCACCUCUCCACCAAAGUCCCCGGCUAGGACUUCUUCAAGUAAGUCCCCUGACCGACAACACAAUGAUAUUGAGACGGAUAAUUUGGUGUCUAGUCAAAAUGAUCCUCCCCGCAACGAUCCUCCCCGCAAUGAUCCUCCGGCAGAGUCUGCCAUAUCUAAAGAAAUGAUCAAGGCAUGCUUCGAGGAAUUCUUCCGAGACACCAUUGCACCAUGGAAGGCUAAGAUGGAAGAAUACACAGAAUCAUCGCACCGGAUGAUUGACUCUGUGAAUCAACGGAUUGAAACCAUUGAAGAAGGAAAUGCUCAAACCGACUCCUCUUUAAAAGCAGUUUCGGCACAGCUUGAAGAACUCAUCGCGGCUAAGAUGGCCGCCGACGAAGUAAGAAUCAAGGAAAAUGAAAUAGCAGCCCUGAAGAUUCAGGAAGAAGAGAAUGAAAGACUAAGAAUUUUGAAGGAAAGGGAACAAUCGGAUGCGGCAAUGGCCCGACAGGUUCCUGAAGAAGAAAAUGACGAGCCGACACAGAAUGCAGUUCCAUCCUCUACUUCGGCUAUCCACACAACCCGAGCCAAGACAAAGAAGAGAAAACAAGCCGAAAGGGAAGCGGCCAAAAGAGCUCAAUCGGUGAUGGACGACUUUGCUGAACUGACGGGUGUAUCACAUGUUAACUUAGAACAAUCGGACUCCGAUGAAGAUGAGGAAAAUGUUCCUCCGCUGCAGAAACGAACGCGGGUUAUUCUGAUCAAUGUAAAGCCUCUUCGCGCAGUUUCUCCAAGUUCCCUGCCUCAAAGAUCUCCGGCCCAUCAAGCACUUCUUUCAACACGGCGUGCACCGGCAACCGGUCGGUCAGGCAAUCGAGCAUCCUCUUCCAGGCCAGGCUACGAUCCGUGCACUCCAGGGAGAGGGCUGAUGUCUAACUAA